This is a messenger RNA of Talaromyces stipitatus ATCC 10500, 468 nucleotides long. RefSeq lists its product as uncharacterized. Bases 1 to 468 code for a protein of 155 amino acids. Lineage: Eukaryota; Fungi; Ascomycota; Eurotiomycetes; Eurotiales; Trichocomaceae. The transcript has 3 exons. The record is from RefSeq and is a predicted model, not a curated record.
AUGGCCGUUGACACAUAUAAACACGGUAAAAAUCAAAAAAAUCUCGCUUUUAGCGCGUGCAUUUGGAGUCUCCCGACAAAGGCUAGCACGACGGAUCGAGGGUAUACUCUCUCACCAACGAACAGAUUGUUAUUGGUUGAUCAAGAAAAAGCGCUUUUGAUUUUGCUGCUCACGGAACGCCACGGAGAGCCGGCAAAGAUUGGAUUUAUCUUAAGCGUUUACCAGAUAAUUAUCAACGGAUCGUUCAAAGCCCUCAAGAAAUGGAACAUACGGCUUCCAAGCAUUAUGGCCAGGUUGAACGAUGAGACUGGAUUUAUUGUUGGAAAGGGGAAGAGGAGGCAGUGGCUACAGCAUAUCCAAAAGGGUGAAAAGCAUAUGGAGGAAUGGUAUAACCAUAUAAAAGAUGAGGAUUGGCUUACUGCACCGGCUUCAAGUGGUUUUAUAACCGAUGAGAUCGUAUUUGAAUGA